UUGAGUCGGAGCUAGAAACCAUGAGCAGAGACUUCUGAAGACGUCAGGACAUUUGUAUGUGUGUGUGUGUGUGUGGUGCACGGCGCUCUCUUUUUCAAAAGGGCUCGAGUUUGUUUUUGGAUGCGGAUCGAGCAUUUCGUUAUGACUCGGCGAGGAGGCUUUGAGAGCGCGUGGAUCGGCUGCUGCCGGGCGUUGCUGCUCACGUGUUUUUUCUCCAUCGCCUCGGCAGCCAAGCCCAAAAUGCCAGGCCACACGUACCUCAAUUCAGUACGCCUCGACGGGGACAUAUCCCUGGGCGGGCUGUUCCCCGUGCACGCCAGGGGAAACGACGGCAAGGCCUGCGGGGAGCUGAAGAAGGAGAAAGGCAUCCAUCGGCUGGAGGCCAUGUUAUUCGCCCUGGAUCGUAUCAAUAAUGACAAUGAGCUGCUGCCCAACAUCACUCUGGGGGCGCGCAUCCUGGACACCUGCUCCCGGGACACCCACGCCCUGGAGCAGUCGCUGACAUUCGUUCAGGCGUUGAUUGAGAAAGACUCGACCGAUGUCAAGUGCCUCAGCGGAGGGCCGCCCAUCAUCACUAAGCCCGAGAGAGUGGUGGGAGUGAUUGGUGCGUCUGCCAGCUCCGUGUCAAUCAUGGUCGCCAACAUCUUGCGUCUCUUCAAGAUCCCUCAGGUGAGCUACGCCUCCACAGCUCCGGAACUGAGCGAUAACACCCGCUACGACUUCUUCUCCCGGGUGGUGCCCCCGGACACCUACCAGGUCCAAGCCAUGGUGGACAUUGUCAAAGCCAUGCGCUGGAACUACGUCUCCACGGUGGCCUCUGAGGGAAACUACGGAGAGAGUGGCGUUGAUGCGUUUAUUCAGAAGUCCAGAGAGGACGGUGGUCCGUGCAUUUCCCAGUCUGUGAAAAUACCACGUGAGCCAAGAACGGGAGAGUUUGACAAGAUCGUUCGCCGGCUGAGUGAGAACCCCAACGCCAGAGUGGUCAUCAUCUUCGCCAACGAGGACGACAUCAGGAGGCUCCUCCAAGCAGCCAAGAAGGCCAAUCAAACCGGCCAUUUCAUCUGGGUCGGUUCAGACAGCUGGGGCUCCAAAAUCACCCCGAUACUGAACCAGGAGGAGAUGGCCGAAGGCGCCGUCACCAUUCUACCCAAACGACAAUCCAUAAAAGGUUUUGAUCGCUACUUCAUCAGCCGCACGCUGGAGAACAACAGAAGGAAUAUUUGGUUUGCGGAAUUCUGGGAGAAUAACUUCCAAUGCAAGCUCAGUCGGCACGCUGUGAAGAAAGGAUCGGGCAUCAAAAAAUGCACAAACCACGAGCGGAUCGGGAAAGACUCGUCCUACGAACAGGAGGGGAAGGUCCAGUUUGUGAUCGACGCGGUGUACGCCAUGGCCCACGCCCUGCACAACAUGCACAAAGACCUCUGCCCUGGAAAGGUUGGCCUCUGCCCCCAGAUGGAAACCAUUAACGGCACACUGCUGCUCAAGUACAUCCGCCACGUCAACUUCACAGGAAUCGCCGGCACCCCGGUGACCUUCAACGUGAAUGGAGAUGCUCCUGGUCGUUACGAAAUCUACCAAUACCAGAUGGCAAACAACGCCACGGAAUACAAGAUCAUUGGCCACUGGACAGAUCAGCUCCACUUAAACACCAAUGAAAUGCAGUGGCCCGGUGCAACACAAGAGGUCCCCUCCUCCAUAUGCAGCCAACCCUGCCGCCCCGGGCAGCGCAAGAAGACGGUGAAGGGAAUUCCGUGUUGCUGGCACUGCGAGAACUGUGACGGUUACCAGUAUCAGGCCGACACUUUCACCUGCAAGAUGUGCCGCUUCGACUUGCGGCCGAAUGCCAACAACACUGGCUGCGACCCCAUGCCCAUCGUCAAGCUGGAGUGGAGCUCUCCGUGGGCAGUGAUCCCGGUCCUCAUCGCGGUCCUGGGCAUCAUGGCCACUCUGUUCGUCGUCCUCACCUUCAUACGCUACAACGACACACCCAUCGUGAAGGCGUCGGGUCGAGAGCUGAGCUACGUGCUGCUGACGGGUAUCUUUCUGUGCUACGCCACGACAUUCCUCAUGAUCUCCGCUCCCGGCGUGUUUAUCUGCUCCCUGCGGAGGAUUUUCCUGGGCCUGGGUAUGAGUAUAAGCUACGCGGCGCUGCUCACCAAGACAAAUCGGAUCUACAGGAUUUUCGAGCAAGGCAAGAUGGCGGUCAGCGCCCCUCGCUUCAUCUCCCCGGCCUCCCAGUUAGUCCUCACAUUCAGCCUGAUAUCAGUGCAGCUCCUCGGAGUGUGCAUCUGGUUUGGCGUUGACCCAUCGCAAGCCAUCAUCGACUAUGAGGAUCAGCGCACAUCCAAUCCCAAAAAGGCCCACGGCGUUCUGAAGUGCGACAUAUCAGAUCUCUCCCUCAUCUGCCUGCUGGGUUAUAGCAUGCUGCUCAUGGUCACCUGCACAGUUUACGCCAUCAAGACCAGGGGGGUUCCCGAGACGUUCAACGAGGCCAAGCCCAUCGGCUUCACCAUGUACACCACCUGCAUCGUAUGGCUCGCUUUCAUACCCAUCUUCUUCGGGACCUCGCAAUCAGCAGAAAAGUUGUAUAUCCAGACCACAACCCUGACCAUCUCCGUCAGCCUCAGCGCAUCAGUCUCUCUGGGAAUGCUCUACAUGCCCAAGGUCUACGUCAUUCUCCUCCAUCCAGAGCAGAACGUACCAAAGCGAAAGCGCAGCCUGAAGGCGGUGGUUACCGCGGCCACUAUGUCCAACAAGUUCAACCCCAAAGGCGGCCUGAGGCCCAAUGGAGAGGCCAAGUCUGAACUCUGUGAAAGUCUUGAAACACAAGCGUUGGCUUCCAAGCAGACAUACAUAAGCUACAGUAACCAUGCCAUCUAAGCCAGGGACCAACAGAGGAAACGGAGCCACGGCCUGCUGGAGGAGAAACCACCUGAUUCUGGGGAAUACUGGAGGACUACCAAGCUGCAACAGCAGAGAAGGACUGGGGUGGAAAGAUGGGAAUUUGUCACUCCAUAAAUAGUAACGAUGUCAUAUUUUUCUAGAGAAUCCAGCAAAGACGUGAAUCGCAAGUUUAUGAUAAAUUAGUCGUUUUGCAGGGGGGAGAUGGAUCGUGUAAGGGAGAUUGGACAGGUAAUUUUCCUCUUCCCACCCUUUCUGAGACACGGGGAGCGUUGAGCGGUGACGCUUCCAGAUGCAGGCUGAGUGAACCACCUGGAGUCCACAGUAUGUUGUCCUUCUGAAGUGUAAAGCACACAAUUUCAGUUCAGAUCUGAGGAUCUUUUGUCUCAUUUCUAUAGAAAAACACACACACCAAACAGGGAGGGUGGGGGGAGGUUCUGUUUUUGCUCAAUGGAGUCCACAAGAUGAAACGGUAUACAAAUGAAGUCAUUGUUUUUGGUUACUGAUAUUAUCGGGGGUUGAAAGAUGGAAUACUCUUCAAACUGUACAUGCCUUACUACAGCACAUCCAGUAUUCCUACAUGAACUCACCACAUCUGAAACACCUGGAAAAUAAAGCAGUGGGUCAUCCCAGGAUUUUAUUUUUUAAAUGUUUCAUAAAAAUAAUGAUGAUGAUGCCAUCAUGCUGGCAAACCUAGUGUACAGUCCCAGAGCAUGCGUGUGGGAGCAUCACGUGUACUGUGCUGUGUUGUCAACGUCUUUGGAAUGCAACAUUCGUCAUGGUUGUCAUUCACAGUGGAGAUGUCAUUUUGGACCAUUUACCCACUGGGUCACCCGCUGCUGAAUAAAGAGUCUUUUUUUUUAAUGCAAAAAGGAGAUAAUCUAAAAGCAAAUUGCCAUGGAAUACCUUCAUAGUUUACACCACGCUCCAUUAAUGUCCGCCAAGACGUGUCGAUGCAUACUUUAAACAUCCUUGAUAUACUGCCCUUGAUUUAUCACGCGCCGAUUGAAGCCUUCGCUAAUUCAAGCAGUUGAGUGAUUGUGAGAAUUUAUAUUACGCCAUACAUUAAACAUUUUUAAAGGUACAAUUAGACGCAAUAAUAGCACAUUUGAAUUUGGUAUAACCCCCAAUUAAUUACACCGAGUGUUAUUUCCAUAUUAUCGCGGGUUUCAAGAUAUACAAUAUAAAAAUAAGUGUUUUUAUAGCAGUGGGGCUGGAAUAACCGUAAAUUCUUUCACUUAACACUUGAUUUAUGAGAGAAUACAACGAUACAUCAGUGUGCCGUCGUAUCAGAUAUAUAUUAGAGUUGACGGUAUGAUGGAUUACAUAGGUAUUACAUGGGGUCCACUUAUGAUUAGUGAGAGAUGCACAGGUAAUCUGUGUUCCCUGCACAGGAUUUGACUCGCUUUCUGGGUCAUGAAUGUUAAGGCAACAGUGGAAAUGGCUAAUGAGAAGAAUAAGUCUUGAUUUUUUCACUUAUAUUCGACAACCUCUCAUUUUUAGAUGCAGGGGGGGUGGGGUACAGCUGCUUGAUAAAUAAAGGCCAGUGCCUUCAUUCUGUGCCUCAUUUCUCAUUUCCAUUAGAAUUCUCCGGCCAUUAAUUCCAUGGAUCUCUCAUGGUGUCGUCUCCGUUGCAUUUGUUACCUUUUCAAGUGUAUUCUGUUCAAACAGGAGCCGGCGCGGACCCGAUGUACAAUUCAUAAUUAAGUGUGUAAACUCCAUUUCUGUCCCAAUUCUCUAAAGUAUUUGUCAUAAAAAGUGACUCUGGAUUUUCUCUCAUUAAAUGUUAUCCUCAGCGAUGCAAAAAUAUGUAUGUUGCAUGUCAGAACUCAUAACAAGUCAUGUGAACAAUUUGAGAGAAAUGGUGUGUAAUGUCCAGAAGGAAAACUACUGCAGAGGAUUAUAAAUAACUAAUACUUUGGUUUUAAGCAAUGAUUCUCUCAACUUCAACAAAAGUCUAAAGGUGUUGCCGCAAAUGUUGUUUUCUCAUCGGUUGAUAAAGUAUUGUUUGUGGGAUUGUUUGUGUUUGUGAAUAUGAUAAUUUACUGCUUUUUGCCACAACCCCCCUACCUCCUCUUUAUUUUUCUAAAACUCUUUGUCUGUGUUACAAAAAUAGAAUAUGUAAGUGCUGACUGAAAUUAAGUGUCAAGUUAAUGUACGUUAUUAAAAUGGAUUGAUCAUGUCUGCUUUAUGUACUGAAUUAUCCACAAACAAAAAAAAGAUAAAAAAGAAAUACAGUGCCUGGAUAUUUAUGAAUUAUCUAUAGAAAAAAAAAAUGUGUAGAGCAUGUUCAUUUUUAUACAAGAUAUUUCUAAUAAAAGACUGUUUUGCUAA
Molecule: messenger RNA, 5235 nt
Organism: Pseudoliparis swirei
Lineage: Eukaryota; Metazoa; Chordata; Actinopteri; Perciformes; Liparidae
Product: metabotropic glutamate receptor 4-like
Exons: 10
Coding region: 121-2880 (919 amino acids)
Biological process (GO): regulation of synaptic transmission, glutamatergic; G protein-coupled glutamate receptor signaling pathway
Cellular component (GO): membrane
Molecular function (GO): adenylate cyclase inhibiting G protein-coupled glutamate receptor activity
Source: RefSeq, a predicted model, not a curated record